GGGACAAGUGCUCUCCUCAGCACACUUGCUUGAGACCCCCCAACAUGAAGGUGUUUUUGGUUCUAACCGCUUUGCUGGCAGCAGCAACCGCCCUGCCCAUCGAGGAGCGCGUCAAUGGCGAGAAUGGCUGGUUCAUUCCCAAGAUUGAUGGCAGCUUCGAGUGGAUGGAGAUGCAGGAUGCCGAGGAGCUGAUGGCCAACGGAGCCAAGAUGGAGGGACGCAUCAGCACCAACGCGGUGAACUUCUACCUGUACACCAAGUCCAACCCCACCGAUGGCAAGGAGAUCAAGGCCAAGUCAGGAUCCGUGGACGACUCGCACUUCAACAGGGAUCACGGUACCCGUUUCGUGAUCCACGGCUGGACCCAGCGGUACACCGACGACAUGAACACCCGCAUCACCAGGGCCUGGUUGUCCAAGGGCGACUACAACGUGAUCGUCGUUGACUGGGCCCGCGCCCGUUCCGUGGACUACGCCUCCUCAGUCCUGGCUGUUCCCGGAGCCGGAGCCAAGGUUGGUGAGAUGAUCAAGUACCUGCACGAGCACCAUGGCCUGGACUACGACAGCCUGGAGGUGAUUGGCCACAGCCUGGGAGCCCAUGUUGCCGGCUACGCUGGCAAGACCGUUGGCGACAAGCGCGUCCACACCAUUGUGGGUCUGGACCCCGCCCUGCCCCUCUUCAGUUACAACAAGCCCAACAAGCGUCUGUCCUCCGACGAUGCCCACUACGUGGAGUCCAUCCAGACCAACGGCGGCAAGCUGGGCUUCCUGAAGCCCAUCGGCAAGGGAGCCUUCUACCCGAACGGAGGCAAGACCCAGCCCGGCUGCGGACUGGACGCCACCGGAUCCUGCGCCCACGGACGCUCCGUGCUCUACUACGCCGAGGCCGUCACCGAGGACAACUUCGGAACCAUCAAGUGCGGAGAUUACGAGGACGCCGUGGCCAAGAAGUGCGGUAGCACCUACAGCAGCGUCCGCAUGGGAGCCGUCACCAAUGCCUACAUGGUCGAUGGUGACUACUACGUCCCUGUGAACAGCGAGGCUCCCUUCGGCAAGAUCGAAUUCUGCGGAUAUAUCAAUAUGAGAGUGUUCAUAGCACUAGGGAUCUUGUUUGCAGCAGUAAGUGCUCUCCCCUUCGAGGAGCGCAUAAACGGAAAAAAUGGCUGGUUUGUGCCCCAAGAAGAUGGUACGGUUGAGUGGAUAAACAUAGGAGAUGCCGAGGCACUUCUAGAGAGAAGUAAUCCCAUUGAAAGUCGUUCCAAUGACGUGUCCUUCUACCUGUACACCAAACAUAACCCAACCCAGGGCAAGGAGAUCAGAGGCGAUGAUUCCUCAAUUAAAGACUCCCACUUUGAUAAGAACCACGCCACACGUUUUGUGAUCCAUGGAUGGAAGGGACGGUACACCGAUAGCAUGAAUGUCAAGAUCACAAAGGCCUGGCUCUCAAAGGGGUACUACAACGUGAUCGUUGUUAACUGGGAUCGCGCCCAAUCGGUGGACUAUGUGUCUUCAGUGCGAGCUGUUCCUGGAGCUGGCACCAAAGUGGGAGAGAUGAUCGAGUACCUGCACGAACAGCACGGAAUGUCCCUGGAGAGUCUGGAGGUCAUUGGACACAGUUUGGGUGCUCAUGUGGCUGGCUAUGCUGGAAAGCAUGUGGGAGACAAGAGGGUCCACACAAUAGUUGGUCUGGAUCCCGCCAUGCCUCUCUUUAGCUACGAUAAGCCCGACAAGCGUCUGUCCACCGAGGACGCCUUCUAUGUGGAGUCCAUCCAGACCAAUGGGGGAGAGAAGGGAUUCCUCAAGCCCAUUGGCAAGGGCACCUUCUACCCGAAUGGAGGAAGGAAACAGCCAGGAUGCGGCACCGACACUGGAGGAACCUGCUCCCACCAGCGCUCCGUGACCUACUAUGUGGAGGCUGUCACCGAGGACAACUUCGGAACCAUCAAGUGCAGGGACUACCAGGAUGCGUUGUCCAACGAGUGCGGAAGCACCUACUGUGGCGUUCGCAUGGGAGCUGUUGCCAACGCCUACAUGGUUGAGGGCGACUACUAUGUUCCAGUUAACAGUCACACUCCCUUCGGCAAAAUUGACUAGAGCCUUGUUAUAAAA
Messenger RNA from Drosophila biarmipes, 2108 nucleotides. RefSeq lists its product as uncharacterized. The record is from RefSeq and is a predicted model, not a curated record. Gene Ontology annotation, biological process: lipid metabolic process. The coding region runs from base 45 to 2093 and encodes 682 amino acids. Gene Ontology annotation, molecular function: lipase activity. The transcript has 4 exons. NCBI's taxonomy places the organism in Eukaryota, Metazoa, Arthropoda, Insecta, Diptera, Drosophilidae.